AACUUUUUUUUUUGGCGACAUUUUUGGGGGAAUUUAUUUCUCGCUUUGUUUGUUUUGCUUCUUUGUAUUUUUUGAACCAAGCCGCUAUUUGGAGGUGUUUGUGCCGCUUCAGCCAAGAGGUUGCUGACUUCAGUCCUGGAGACCCCCUGCCCUGAAGACACGCAAGAUCCAACUGAUCAGCUAAUUAUUAAGUCCUUAAUGAGCUGGAACAGCGCUCUGUCCAGCCGCUCACUCUGGCUUUAGUUCAGACAUGGGAGAUUGGGCGCAGAUGGUCCUGCUCUUGGUGUGCGUCUCCUGCUUUUCCUCUGAGGGGACGGUUUUGGAGUUUUCCACCCUCACGCCCAUCAACAAUGUAGUGCAGGACCCAGCGACUGGCCGAGUUUACCUUGGCGCAGUCAAUGCUAUUUACCAGCUUGACGCUUUCCUUAAGCUGGAAGCCAAAGCAGAGACUGGACCUAAGAAAGAUGCUCGCAGCUGCACGCCCCCGGUGUCCACCUUCACGUGUAUGUCUGCCGAUCUUAAAGACACGAACAAUGUCAAUAAGCUCCUCUUGGUGCACUCUGCGAAUGGAUCUCUGAUAGCGUGUGGCAGCGUGUACAGGGGAAUCUGCUCGCUGCUGAACCUUAGCAAUGUCAAUCAGCAGAUCUACUACAGCGACAGUAAAGGAGAGAGGACGUACGCUGCCAGCAUCGAGGACAGCGUUUCGGUCGUCGGGGUCAUGGCCACGUUCCAGUUCAAAGAUGACUCUGAGAAAAAGCCAUUCAACGUCUUUCUGGUUGGGAAGGGCUACGGCAGCCAGGAGGACAAUCCAAAGCUCAUCACCACAAGGAUCUUAGAGAACUACAAGGAAUGGGUUGUGUUUGAGAGCAUCGUGGAGGCCUCCGCGGUCCAGGCCAUACCCUUUGCACCCAAGUACCAGCACCAAUUCCGCUUUGUCUUUAAAGACUCCGGAUUUGUGUAUUUCCUCUUCUCGCGCACUCAGGGUGGGACCGAUAACAAGAACUUCACUUUCGUGGCCCGUCUGUGUGAAAAGGAUGAAGGUUAUUACUCCUACACUGAGCUACAGCUAAACUGCACUGCAAAUGGCAUUCACUACAAUAAAGUCCAGGCCGCAUAUGUGACUGAGCCGGGAAAGGAGCUGGCUCGCACCAUGCUGAAUUCCGGUUCAUACGGAACCAUCACGGUCUGGGACAAAGUGCUGUUUAUAGUGGCCACUCCAGAUGGCGAGAACGCGACGGACUCAGCUCUGUGCAUGUAUCCAUUGAAGCGCAUUAAUGAGAGAGUGGAGGACAUACUUAGUGCCUGCUACACUGACUUUGGAAAGAUCGGAGGAAGAUCAGCUGUCUAUAGCCCGUACAUAUCCAGCACAAGCAACCCAUGUGCCAAUAGACAUAGUAGGGAAAUUGUGGACCAAAACAGGUGUGGAGCUGAGUUCCUCCGCUCUCCACUGGCCAGCAAGCCCGAGUUCGCCCUGCAAGCAGAGCCGUUCUUCACCAAACAGGCUCGAGGUCACCUGACUGCCGUAGCCAUCGCUGUGGAAAACGAUCACACUAUUGCCUUUGUUGGGAAUGCCAUGGGAGAGGUAUUGAAGGUUCAUUUGUCAAACAAACCAGAGGUGUACAACAGGGUUCCUGGGGACACCAUGGGCGAGCGUGUGAAUAAGAAUCUUUUCUUCGACAAGACCCAGAGUCACAUAUACAUCACUACGGAGAAAAAGAUCACUAAAGUUCCAGUCCAAUCAUGCCACCAGAAGACUGACUGCAAGUCCUGCGUGGCUCAGAAAGACCCAUACUGUGGCUGGUGUGUCCUGGAGGGCAGGUGUACCAGGAGGUCGGAGUGCAGUCGAGCUGAAGAGAAGAACGGGUGGCUCUGGAGCCCCAGACAGCAGUGCGUGAAAAUCGUUUCCUUCCAUCCUCCCAACCUCAGCUGCAAGAGAUCCCAGCAGGUUGAGAUCAACAUUCCAUCGCUGCCAAGCAUCAGAGACUUCGACAAGAUUCACUGCACGAUCGGGUCAUCCAGUAGUAAAGCUACCAUGGUGGACUCCAUGGUCAGAUGCAGCCUGCCGCCUCCUAACCGGCUUCCUCCUACUCCUCCACAGCAAGAUUCGGUAGCAGUGCCGGUGAGGAUCUUCGUGAACGACAGCGUGGAGGUGGCGUCCCGCGACUACGAGUUCUACGACUGUGCAGCAGCGGUGCGCAAAGCGGAAAAUACUCCGUGUAUAGCGUGUGUGAGCAGACCGUGGGCGUGUCAGUGGAAUACCGCCGAUCACACGUGCUCGGAUAUGAAUGAUGCCGAAACGGGGCCUAAUAUUAUCAAACACAGACAGAUUAAGAAAUGUCCACGGUUUGAAAACCCAGAUCCCAUCCUCAUCCCAGUGGGGUAUAAGACCCGCAUCAGUUUCGAAGGAGUUAACCUGGAGCCCUACAGGGGCAGAGAGUUCACCAUCGGUACAGACCUAAUGAAACAGUUUGAAGAUGAUGUGAAAACUGAAGAGGGUCCGUUUUUCUCGUUCAGUGGAUACAUGUUUUCAUAUGAUAAGGCUCAAGAGACCAGCAUCCAGUUCCAUAUUAAAGACAAGCACUCAGAGAAGAAGAUCGACAGCACACUAAAUGUAACGCUGUAUAACUGUUCGCUUGGCCGGGAGGACUGCAGUCUGUGCAAGAACACAGACUUUAAGUACAACUGUGUUUGGUGUGCUCGGUCCCGCUCCUGUGUGUUUCAUAAGCUGUGUCCCAGCGAUGAGGAGCAGGAAUGCCCAGACCCUGUCAUCUCAGCAAUAAGUCCACGCUACGGCCCACUGAAGGGAGGCAUUUCAGUCACUAUUACUGGUUCUAACUUGGGCAUUCACAAAGAUGAUAUCAAGAGUAUCUCUGUAGCAGGUAUUCCCUGCAUCCAUCAAGAGGAGAAAUACUCAGUUUCCACCAGCGUUGUGUGUGAAAUCGGGCAAGUGAGCCACCGAGGCCCACGCGAAGGACUGGUGACGGUGGAGGUCAAAGGAGAGAAGAAGAGCAAAUCCUCAGUCUUCUUCAACUACAGGGACCCCAAGCCCGAGGUGGUGCAGCCCAGACGCGGUCCCAGAGCGGGAGGAACAAUCAUCACCAUUACCGGCACUGACCUCGAUACGGCUUCGAAAGAAGACAUUGACAUCUCUGUGGGUGGAGUGGCAUGCCCAGUUGAGAAUUUUGGAAAGCAGAUUACGUGUAAAGUGGGGCAGUACAGUAAUGAAAAAGUGCCCUCUGACCCCCUGCCUGUCACUGUGCACUACGGGAAACACACCAGCAUUCAGGUGCCCUCAUUCUUCCAGUUCUCCAGCAACCCGGACAUUUCAGACCACCGACCCAAAAGCAGCUUCGACUGCGGCGGGAGAAAGAUCCGAGUGAUGGGUUCUGGUUUCGACCUCAUUCAGAAAGCCACCAUCAUAGUGCAAACUUCAGCUGAUGAGUGGUCUGGACCUCACACGCCUAUGGAGUUUAGUCAGGAGGCCCACAGUAAGAACGACACUGUGCUGCAGUUCCUCUCCCCUGCCAUCAACAGAACAUACGAGAGCCAGUCUUUCAGAACCUUCAUCCAGCUGGACAACCUGAUUGAGGAGCUGAAGCCAUUCGAUUACCACUCAAACCCCUCCUUCAACGAGCUCCCGAACAAAGUCAUCCCAGAGAACAGCAUGAUCAUUGUCACGGGUCGUGGUUUUUCCAAAGCCAUGACAGCGAAGGAAGCGGAGGCAUUUGUGGGUGACGUGUCCUGUAACGUGAACACGCUUCAGGAUGAUAAGCUGUUCCUGGAUCCACCCACCACCACCCCAAGGUCUCGUUCCAAGAGACAGCGCAGAGACACGACAUCUGAACCGCUAGACCUUCUGAUUAAGUUUGGUAAUGGUGAGUGGGUGGUUGGCUCGGUGCACUACGAGAGGAAGUACGAGGUGAAACUGGAUACGAUUAUUAUCCCUGCAGUGAUCGUCCCAAUGCUCCUGAUCAUAGCGAUCUCCAUUGUGUGCUACAGGAGGAAGAGCCAGCAGGCAGAGCGGGAGUAUGAGAAGGUGAAGCAUCAGUUAGAGAAUCUGGAGGAGAGUGUGCGUGACCGCUGCAAGAAAGAAUUCACAGACCUGAUGAUUGAAAUGGAGGACCACACAAAUGACAUAAGCGAGGGACGAAUCCCAUUUCUGGACUAUAAAACCUACACGGACCGUGUGUUCUUCCUACCCUCAAAAGACGGAGCCAAUGAUGUCAUGAUCACCGGCAAACUGAAUAUCCCAGAGUCCCGCAAAGCCAUAGUGGCUCAGGCUCUUAAUCAGUUCUCCAACCUGCUCAACAGCAAGACCUUCCUCAUCACUUUUAUUCGGACUCUGGAGGCUCGUCAAGACUUCAAUGCGAGAGCGAAGGUGUACUUUGCAUCUCUGCUGACCGUGGCCCUGCAUGGGAAGCUGGAAUAUUACACGGAUAUCAUGAGGACAUUGCUGUUAGGGCUUAUGGAGGAGUAUGUACAGAGUAAAAACCCUAAACUGAUGCUGCGCAGGUCAGAGACGGUAGUUGAGAGGAUGCUGUGUAACUGGAUGUCGAUCUGCCUCUAUCAGUUCCUAAAGGACUCUGCAGGAGAACCUUUGUAUAAACUCUUCCGAGCCAUAAAGCAUCAAAUAGAGAAAGGUCCAGUGGAUGCCCAGGUGAAGAAGGCGAAAUACACACUCAAUGACACAGGCCUGCUGGGUGAUGAUGUGGAGUACUCCAUGCUGACCCUACAGGUGUUGGUUCAGGGUGAGGGUCCUGACAUCACUCCGGUGAAGGUGCUGGACUGUGACACUAUUUCUCAGGUGAAAGAAAAGAUCAUUGAGCAGGUGUACAAGAACCUACCCUACUCACAGAGGCCCAAAGUGGAUAGUGUUACACUUGAGUGGCGCCCUGGCUCCACAGGGCAGAUCCUGUCAGAUCUUGACGUGACCUCGCAGAAAGAAGGCAGAUGGAGACGCCUUAACACACUAGCACACUACAAUGUUCGAGACGGUGCCAUGCUAAUCCUUUCCAGGGUUUUACACACACAGCAGUCCUAUGACCAAAACCACGACAACCAUGAGGAGAGAAAUGCCCUGCUAGAGGACGAUAAAGUGUUCCAUCUGGUCAGGCCGGCUGAUGAGCUGGAUGACGUGAAGUCAAAAAGAGGCAGCAUUAAGGAUAAGUCCAUGACCAAAGCCAUCACAGAGAUCUAUCUCACUCGUCUGCUCUCGGUCAAGGGCACGCUGCAGCAGUUUGUCGAUGACUUCUUCCGCAGCGUUCUGUGUUCAGGAACUGUGGUGCCACCUGCCAUCAAAUACUUUUUCGACUUCCUAGACGAGCAGGCCUUCAAACACGAAAACGUCGACGAGGAGACCAUUCACAUCUGGAAGACUAACAGUCUCCCGCUUAGGUUCUGGGUGAACAUUCUGAAGAACCCUCAUUUCAUCUUCGACGUCCAUGUGACAGAAGUGGUUGAUGCUUCGUUAUCGGUCAUUGCACAGACCUUCAUGGAUGCCUGCACUAAAUCCGAGCACAAACUCAGCAGGGACUCCCCGAGCAACAAACUUCUCUAUGCAAAGGAGAUCUCCACGUAUAAGAAGAUGGUGGAUGAUUACUACAAAGGAAUCCGACUCAUGGUGCCAGUCAGUGACCAAGACAUGAACACACACUUAGCUGAAGUGUCCCGGGCUCACACCGACAAACUGAAUACACAAGUCGCCCUCCAUCAGCUGUACCAGUACGCCAGCAAAUACUACAAGGAGAUCAUCCUGGCUCUGGAUGAAGACCCCGCAGCUCAGUGUAAGCAGCUCACAAUGCGACUGCAGCAGAUAGCCGCCGCUCUCGAGAACAAAGUGACGGAUCUCUAACCCGCCCACAGAGAGAAAGGGAUCGACGUGGAACGAAACCGCCGCCGGUCUCGUCAGUCUCGAGUCUCUGGGGCCGAAGAAAGGAACAAUUAAACAAUAGAAGUCCCUUGGUGUGUAAUUAGCCUAUAAAUAUAAUCAGAUGUUGAAUUUCUUCCUGUGUAGAGACAAAAAAAAAAAGGUUUUAAGAAUUGUAUUAUAUAUUUUUUUUAACGUGCAGGUCUUUAUGCGGAAAGCUUUAUAAGGGAGAAAUAACUUUUUAAACUGACAGCCUUGUGUUGAUUUUGUUUAUAAAGUGUCUGUAUUAAUGUAAGAUGUGUUUGGGUGUAAGUGUGUGUGUGCGUGUGUGCGUGUGUGUGUGUGUGCGUGUGCGUGUGUGGAAGUGAGUUGACUGCCAAUUGCUCACACACAGGAUGCCUAAAUUCUGACCAAAAGGGAGCUGCUCGGUCAUUGAGCACGGUUUUGAGUGUGUGUGCACGCAUGUGUAUGUGUUCACCUUGAAAUCAUGACUUAUGCAUUGCUCAACCAAACAUAAUCAAACACAUUCGUUACAAGCACAUAGAUGGUUUAGCCAGCAGGGCCGACUUGUGUUUCCCUACUGAUUCUAACAUCCUGAACUUUUGGUGUCACCUUAACCAGAGGAAACACCAAAAGAGCCAGCAUUUUGAUCCA
Clarias gariepinus (North African catfish) is the source of this 6520-nucleotide messenger RNA. It is a transcript of the gene plxnb2b, whose product is annotated as plexin b2b. NCBI's taxonomy places the organism in Eukaryota, Metazoa, Chordata, Actinopteri, Siluriformes, Clariidae. The record is from RefSeq and is a predicted model, not a curated record. Gene Ontology annotation, cellular component: semaphorin receptor complex. Gene Ontology annotation, molecular function: semaphorin receptor activity; protein binding. Gene Ontology annotation, biological process: semaphorin-plexin signaling pathway involved in axon guidance; negative regulation of cell adhesion; regulation of GTPase activity. Bases 251 to 5851 code for a protein of 1866 amino acids. The transcript is spliced from 38 exons.